AUGGGUUUUGUGCCACCACCAUUCAUCACUCAUGACCGCGAUUUCCGUGCGACGGGAGAUUACAUCAACAGUUCAGGAGAUCAAGACAGCCAUCCAGUAGCGUGGAAAGUACCCGAGUUAGUAUCAGCACACCGAAAGGUCAAGCCAUACAUAGUUUACAGGCCUGUUCCAGAGUUUCUCGCUGCAAACCAGCUACUCAAAGUUCCGAACCAGCUGAAGCGAUUGAAGGUCAGGGAAGAGUUCUCGUCGGAUCUGCCUCCAUUGACGAUAAACCUUGUCAAGUCAGUGUACCUGCUACAGAGAGCAAUCGAGCCUAGGGAAUUUUCUCGCAUACAACCAUCGUAUCUCACCAGAUAUUCUGGUUCAAGCCAUGAGCGUACGCACCACCGUCGUGCCGUCAGCGCGUACGUGUCGAAUUCAGAGCGGGAAAUUCUUGAACGCAUGCGAAAUGUAACUUCCAGCAUGAUUGCAGAGGGGAUUUACACAGACGAGUUCAGAGAAAUUUCUUCAUUACGUGUAGAGCAGGCUUUGGACGGCCGUCGACUUUGGAUUUGUGAUGGACAACAGUGUUCGUCUAAUGCGCAGGAGGAGCAAGCCCGAAAUGACGUCCGUCAAAUGAUAAAAUGGGACUUUGGGUUUGCGGCAGCUGAUUACUUCAACCUUUGCAUUCAGAGAAUCGGGAUCCAGGUAUUUUUUUCCGAUGAUGAAGACGAAGAUAACGAAAGUUUGGACAGCCACACAUCGGUGAAUGAAGAGCGUGAACGUUGGGAGGAUCAUGACGCGGUCGAUUCUGACCAUGAGCAGGCAAGAAGUAUAUGCAAAGGUGGAUGGCGCCAGUUGGUGGCCAACUGGAACAUGGCUCCAUACUCAUACAGCAACUUGAAAGUCAUCUCAAAGGAUGCAGGGCGCCUUCCAGCGACGGAGAUGUUCGACCCUGGCAGAAACAGGGAGCUCUGA
This is a messenger RNA of Botrytis byssoidea, 957 nucleotides long. RefSeq lists its product as uncharacterized. The coding region runs from base 1 to 957 and encodes 318 amino acids. The record is from RefSeq and is a predicted model, not a curated record. NCBI's taxonomy places the organism in Eukaryota, Fungi, Ascomycota, Leotiomycetes, Helotiales, Sclerotiniaceae. The transcript has 3 exons.